Molecule: messenger RNA, 2739 nt
Organism: Penicillium paradoxum
Lineage: Eukaryota; Fungi; Ascomycota; Eurotiomycetes; Eurotiales; Aspergillaceae
Product: histone deacetylase hosB
Exons: 1
Coding region: 1-2739 (912 amino acids)
Cellular component (GO): nucleus
Molecular function (GO): histone deacetylase activity
Source: RefSeq, a predicted model, not a curated record
AUGGACCCACACAAGCUCCCCUCCACUCAGGAGGACCCGCCAUUCGGGGACAAUGAGGUCAACAACAAUAUUGAUGAAGUGCAUGAUGGAUUGACAGAUGCCUUGGAUCGCCUCAGUCUGGCAACAACAACUGUGUUGCCUCCAUCGCCUCGUCUUUCUCCUCUUCCAUCUGAUCCUCCUCUCUCCAAACCUGGUCAUGCCGUUCGACCUGUUUCUGCUAUUCCUCAACCGCCCGGUCAAGCUGGUCGAUCCGUUUCCUUGCAGUCAGGCCAAACUGCUCAGUUGCAAGCAAGCACCUCUGUUUCGGGUCGAGGCGAACGGCGCAAGUCAAUUGUGCCCUUGCAAAAGCGCAAGUCUGCUGCAUCUCUUCGUUCGGUCUCGCAACCUCAAAAGUCCCCUUCCCCAAUCCCUGACUCUACACGCCGCGCAUCUUUCACCGCCUCAGUGUCACCGAUUACUGCGACUUCUCCUGCAAUGCAUCCUACACGCCUUGCGAUCAGCCCGACCCCCGAAGCUCUGCUCCCGACUGCCUCGUUCGUUGCCGCCGAGCACUUUGUAAAGGAACUCGAGUUACACCAAACCAGUGAUGUGGAGACGAAAAUUGCUGUUAUUCUUCAUGAUGACUGUUAUGGACACCGGUACUCCCAGCUGGAUGCAACAAAACGGGAUCUAGAGAGAAUUGUGGAAAGACCAGAGCGUAUUCGUGCCUGCGCUGCGGGCAUCUCUGCAGCUUAUGUCCGUUUCAGUUCCCAAUAUGGAGAUCUAACGCCACAUCAGCUUCUGGCUUCGAAGAAAAACAUUCCCUUCCGAGUUGUCAAGACUGAUCGCAAGGUGAAACUGUCUGAAACUGCUGUUACAGAUGUUCAUGGAGCCCAAUGGAUGUCAGAAUUGAAGUGGAUGGGGGAAUGUGCCGAGUCCCGCCUUAUCAUCGACGGAAACGAACUAGCCAGGCAGCGAAUCCCAGCCAAAGAUGGUCUUGGGGUGAGCGGGCCCCCUUUGGACAGUAACGAUCUUUAUCUGUGCUCCGAGUCAGUCAACGCCUUCCAGAGUGCCUUGGGUGGUGUCUGUGAGGGAGUUGACCUAGUUUUCAAGCCUGGUCCAAUCCAACGCGCAUUCGUUUGUAUCCGCCCUCCGGGUCAUCAUUGUUCGGCAGACUUCCCCUCUGGUUUUUGCUGGAUCAACAACGUUCAUGUCGGAAUCUCUCACGCUGCAACAACCCACGGACUGACCCACGCUGUGAUCCUGGAUUUUGAUCUCCAUCAUGGUGAUGGCUCUCAAGAUAUCACCUAUAACCACAACUCCAAAUUGUUGAACAAGAUACAAAGGGCUGACUUAGCCAGAAAUGAUGCCAAGAAGUUUAAAGAGUAUGAACACGCUUCUUCAUACACCAAAGCAGCAAUUGGAUAUUACAGUUUGCAUGAUGUGAACUCUUUCCCUUGCGAGAAUGGUGAACGGGAUAAGAUCAUGGGCGCCAGUCUCUGCCUCGAAGCGCAUAACCAGUCCAUCUGGAAUGUUCACCUCGAAGACUGGGACUCCCUGGAUACAUUCUGGAGAUUGUACGAGACAAAGUACAAGGCAUUGCUCGUCAAAGCGCGUUCAUUUUUACGCAAACGCACGAUUGAGCUCCUCCAAGAGCGACAGCAGAAUCCUAACUCUCCACCUCCCAAUGCAGCAAUUUUUAUCUCUGCCGGGUUUGAUGCCAGCGAGUGGGAAGGCAACGGGAUGCAGCGCCACAGCGUGAAGGUGCCGACUGAAUUCUACGCCAAGUUCACCGCGGAUGUAGUCCGCAUGUCGCAAGAAGAAGGGCUCGGCGUCAAUGGACGCGUCAUUAGCGUCCUUGAAGGCGGUUAUAGUGACCGUGCUCUGACCUCUGGAGUUUUCAGUCAUCUCUCGGGUCUGAACUCAGAGAGAGGGUACAGUGAAGAGUGGUGGUCUCAGAGCAAUCUCGAAGAAUUGGAAGCUGUGAUGGCGCCUGUGCCCAGCAAAGGACGCAAAAAGGCUGCCUCCAGCUACCUGACGGCGACCAAGUCUUUCGCUGCGAAGGUUGUCUCUCCCGGGCGGGAACGUAUCACUGAGGAGCCAAAUGCCAACAUUGCUGUCCCUCUUCCCGAGGUUAGCUGGGCGGUCGCUACCGGGGAGCUUACCAAGCUCAUCAUCCCCGGAGGGCGGCAGACAAUGAGCUGUCGUCCUGCGGAGCUCAACCGUCAGCGUCGAGAGCAGGAUGCUCAGAAUGGUGGGCUCGAACUCAACAUUCGAGGCGAGGAAAGACGCCAGCUACGCUCGCGCAAGCCAAAGGAGUCGACCACUGCACCCGCUACCCCUCGAUCGUUCACACCCAGUCGCCAAACCCGACGAACUCCCAAGACAGUCAUUGGGACCACUACCCUACCCGCUACCUCGCAUGAGGCUUCGCCAUCUGUGGGGGCCGCCCGCCGUACGAGCAGUUCGACUCGCGCUGUGACCCCACGCCGGGGCGCAAGCCCUCAUGACCAUCCGCCUGUCCCCCAACUCCCGGCAUCCGCGGUUAACUAUCCUCGCCUUAUCUUGAGCAUGCCUCGGGAUCCUGCCCGCGGCCGCAAGUUAUCUGGCGAUGGUGCCGGCCGCGGUCGAGUUGCCAAGUCAUCGACGUCACCAAAGAAUGGGAAGAAGAAGACACGCGACUCUGGGGGAAGCUCCGGUACUUCUGUUGGUACUCCUCCGGCUGUGGAGGUGAAGGACAAGCCUAUGGGGAGUUUCUAA